Messenger RNA from Malania oleifera, 2821 nucleotides. Its product is annotated as phosphoribosylaminoimidazole carboxylase, chloroplastic. Gene Ontology annotation, cellular component: chloroplast. The coding region runs from base 325 to 2232 and encodes 635 amino acids. Lineage: Eukaryota; Viridiplantae; Streptophyta; Magnoliopsida; Santalales; Ximeniaceae. Gene Ontology annotation, biological process: 'de novo' IMP biosynthetic process. The record is from RefSeq and is a predicted model, not a curated record. The transcript has 16 exons. Gene Ontology annotation, molecular function: phosphoribosylaminoimidazole carboxylase activity; metal ion binding; ATP binding.
UGUUUUGUAUUCUUUCAAAGUCCAUUAGAUUUCUCUUCUCUUUCCUAUCCUUCUCUCUCUUCUCUUUCCCAUGCGAUUGCAGCUUUUAAGCUGAUCCUCCGCAUAGAGACAUAUUAUAGAGACAUGUUUUGGCUUUUGUAAGAACUCUGGGAAGGGGCUUGCCCAAGAAAUCCACUCUCUCACUCAGAUUGAGCUUGCCCGCCCGCCAUUGCUUGAAGUUCUUCUCUCUCUCUCUCUCUCUCUCUCUCUCUUCCUUUUCGGUCAAGUCGGCCGCCGCUGUAAGAGAGAGGAGGGUGAGGCGUUCUGGGCAGGCGCGGAAGCAGAAUGCUUAACUUGAGCAGCUCCGCCCUAUAUGGCGUAAACUUCAAGUCGAGACGAAGAACAGGGUUUACGUUAGAUGGGUUGGUCUCCGAUACACAGAUGCACAUGCCAUCACCGUCAUCUUUAUCUUCUUUAAGACUGAGGGCCCGGAGUCCUAAUGCCAUUUUGUGUUGCCAAGCAUCACCACCCGAAGCUCACGAAAUUUCACUUAGGAAGGAUGAUUUGCCUGUUCAUGGGUUACCUGAAAUAGUUGUUGGUGUUUUGGGAGGGGGGCAAUUGGGUCGGAUGCUUUGUCAAGCGGCUUCAAAAUUGGCCGUGAAGGUGAUGGUGUUGGACCCAAUGGAGAACUGCCCAGCGAGCACAUUGUCACACUAUCACAUGGUUGGAAGCUUUGAUGACAGUGCUACAGUUCAGGAUUUUGCAAAGAGAUGUGGCGUAUUGACAGUUGAAAUUGAGCAUGUCGAUGUUGCUACACUUGAGAAGCUUGAACAACAAGGUGUUGAUUGUGAACCUAGGGCUUCUACUAUUCGUAUAAUCCAAGAUAAAUAUCUUCAAAAAGUUCAUUUUUCUCAUCAUGCCAUUCCGCUUCCCGAGUUUAUGCAGAUUGAUGAUCUUAAUAGGGCCAAGAGGGCAGGUAAUCUAUUUGGCUAUCCUCUUAUGAUUAAGAGUAAGAGGCUAGCUUAUGAUGGGCGUGGAAAUGCUGUUGCUAAAAGCGAAGAGGAGAUUCCAUCUGCAGUAGCAGCUCUUGGAGGAUAUGAUCGUGGUUUAUACGUUGAGAAAUGGGCAUCUUUUGUUAAGGAGCUGGCUGUCAUUGUCGCAAGAGGACGAGAAAAUUCAAUCUUGUGCUACCCUGUUGUUGAAACCAUUCAUAAGGAUAACAUUUGUCAUGUUGUGAAGGCACCAGCUGAUGUGCCAUGGAAGAUCAGGAAACUUGCAACUGAUGUUGCAUACAAGGCAAUUAGCUCAUUAGAAGGUGCUGGCGUGUUUGCUGUUGAGUUGUUUCUGACAAUGGAUGGUCAGAUUUUACUGAACGAAGUAGCUCCCAGACCUCACAAUAGUGGUCAUCACACAAUUGAAUCUUGCUUCACUUCGCAAUAUGAACAACAUCUGCGUGCAGUCCUUGGUCUUCCACUUGGUGAUCCAUCAAUGAAAAUUCCAGCAGCUAUUAUGUAUAAUUUACUGGGUGAAGACGAGGGGGAGCAAGGUUUCUAUUUAGCUCAUCAACUUAUUGGAAGGGCAUUAUGUAUUCCAGGGGCUUCUGUUCAUUGGUAUGAUAAGCCAGAAAUGCGAAAGCAACGAAAAAUGGGUCAUAUUACGAUUGUUGGCCCUUCAAUGGGUGUUGUAGAAGCACGGUUAAAUUCAAUGCUAAAGCAAGAAAUUGGGCAUGGAAAAUCUACAGUCACUCCACGUGUUGGGAUUAUAAUGGGCUCUGAUUCAGAUCUUCCUGUUAUGAAGGACGCUGCAAAGAUUUUGAAUAUGUUUGGUGUGGCUAACGAGGUGAGAAUAGUUUCGGCACACAGGACUCCUGAAAUGAUGUUUUCAUAUGCUCUGUCUGCUCGUGAGCGAGGUGUUCAAAUCAUCAUUGCUGGGGCUGGGGGUGCAGCCCACUUGCCAGGUAUGGUAGCUGCGCUGACUCCCUUGCCUGUUAUUGGGGUACCUGUGCGUGCUUCUGCUUUGGAUGGACUUGAUUCCCUCUUAUCAAUUGUGCAGAUGCCGAGGGGUGUUCCUGUGGCAACAGUUGCAAUCAACAAUGCCACAAAUGCAGGCUUGCUAGCAGUGAGGAUGUUGGGAGUUGGAGAUGCUGACCUACAGGCAAGAAUGAGUCAGUACUUGGAAGACACAAAGGAUGAUGUCUUGUUGAAGGCAGAAAAGCUACAAAAUGAUGGAUGGGAAACUUAUCUUAAUCCUUGAGUUUUGAUUCGGAUACUCUGCUGGUGAUAUUCCAUUGUACCAUUUUUCGCCAGGGAUAAUAAUGGUCCUCAAGCUCAAUGUGCUCAAGUUUUGCUGGACAGAAUCGAUGAUUCACACAUCAUUGCUGUCCAUUCACUUAAUAAACGAGAGGGAAUAAUCCCCUUGUCAGUGAUACUUGAUGCAGAACUUAGAACGAUCGAGGGAAAAUGCAUAGGGAAUUUCUUAACAUUGCUUGGAAAAGCUGGCCUUGCAUCCUGAGAGGUUUUGAUCCUGCAAAAUUACUCUUAGCAAUAGUUAGUGACAAAUAAAGAAGUGGGUUUUCCAAAAAUUUGGAAAAGGCUUUUAUGGUGAUAUGCGAAGGGUUCCUGAAAUGAUAUGUAUUAUGGCAUUGGAUUAUUUACUGCAGAAUUCAGAUAAAUUUUUAGUUAUAGAUUGGAGUCUCUGUGAGAACGGGGAAAGUAUAAAUUUGUACAAUUUUUUAUAAAUUUGAUAAUUGUUAAUUUAUUUAUCAUUCAGAUUUUUAUUUUAAUUUUGAAUUUUAUGAGACAAUUUUUUAGAAUAAUAAAUAAAUGCCUCCAUUUUAUAAUAA